AUGGGUCACCGGAGAGCGCUUCAUGCUCUGGCUUUGAAUGUUUUUCUUCGCGUCUGCAUGGCAUCACCUUCAGUGCCCGUUGCAACAGAUCCUAUUCUCUCAACUGUAACAGUGUCGACUGUUAUACCAUCAUUAGUAACAGUCUAUUCGAUCGUUCCCGCUACAGACGCGACACCGGACUCUCUGACCACAAUCACCACCAUAGCCGAUGGCCAGACAACCACAAUAAUAUCAACUGGAGUUAUAGCCGGUUCGAUCACGAGUACGAUUAUCUCGACAGUCUCUUUGACCACAACUCAAGUAACCGUCAGUACCAUUGGCUACUCGACAAUUCUCGGGCCAGAUCCGACGACAGCGACAACUGAGUCCAGUGUACCCACGACCACACCAGCAUCCACAUCUGAUACACCGACAUUGACGAGUACAUCAGCAUUAGACACUUCGUCGACCAGUUCUGCUGUUGGAGAAACCAAUGUUUUAGUGACCUCGAGUGGUACGUCUACAACGUCCGCCUCAACAGCAAGCUUGCCCAGUUCAACCUCUUCAACCACUUCAAUCAGUCCAUCGGCAACGGGAACCAAUGCUUCGACGCAAGCCUCACACUCUUCAUCUACGUCCAAGGGACUAUCCACAGGUGCGAAAGCCGGAAUUGGUGUCGGUGUUGCCCUGGGAGUCAUCCUGUUAGUUCUUCUAUCGUUUUUGCUUGGCCAGCGCUAUUCACGCCGUCGCAACGAGCAUGCGAGGGACAACACCGAUCUAAAGGCGGCCAACGAAAAGGACAUAUUCCAAGCCGGUCGUCCAUACGAGGCUACAGGGCCAAGGUACGAUGCUCUCGGCCCAUCUGCCGCCAAGGGACAUGCGUAUUCCACGACAACAGCAAUCGGCAGUGGUUCGGAAUCCACGAGCGGUAGAUCCUAUGAUGUACCGAUCUCAGACUCGGCCCAAAACCAUGCCAACAACCCGGAACUAUCAGCUUUGCCUCCAAUCGCAAAGGGAGAUGAACCUAUGUAUGUGGGCGUCCCUGCGCACAUGUCAGGCUCCAAACGUUGGAGUAUGAAAGAAUUUAUGAAAUGA
Messenger RNA from Fonsecaea multimorphosa CBS 102226, 1074 nucleotides. RefSeq lists its product as uncharacterized. The transcript is spliced from 2 exons. The record is from RefSeq and is a predicted model, not a curated record. The coding region runs from base 1 to 1074 and encodes 357 amino acids. NCBI's taxonomy places the organism in Eukaryota, Fungi, Ascomycota, Eurotiomycetes, Chaetothyriales, Herpotrichiellaceae.